Messenger RNA from Eruca vesicaria subsp. sativa (arugula), 237 nucleotides. The record is from the annotation of a GenBank genome assembly. NCBI's taxonomy places the organism in Eukaryota, Viridiplantae, Streptophyta, Magnoliopsida, Brassicales, Brassicaceae.
AUGAUGUUGAUAUGGAGGUUGUACUGCUUCAUCCACUUUGUUGGCUACACCCAAGAACUUGUGGAUCUUACCAAAUGGAAAAAAUAUUGGAUUUUCACUGCAAGAACAAGUUUUGUUUGGGUUUACUCUGGCACUCUUAAGCCUCAGAUAAAUGUUGUUCAGGACUUGAACCGUGUUGCGUUACUACAGGUACAGGUGAACUUAAUCUUACCUGAAGCAAAGACUGGUGAUUGCUGA